This is a messenger RNA of Rana temporaria (common frog), 4238 nucleotides long. RefSeq lists its product as uncharacterized. Gene Ontology annotation, molecular function: G protein-coupled receptor activity. The transcript is spliced from 12 exons. Bases 1 to 4206 code for a protein of 1401 amino acids. Lineage: Eukaryota; Metazoa; Chordata; Amphibia; Anura; Ranidae. Gene Ontology annotation, cellular component: membrane. Gene Ontology annotation, biological process: G protein-coupled receptor signaling pathway. The record is from RefSeq and is a predicted model, not a curated record.
AUGGCCUCUACUCUGGCAGGGGAUACCCCACUUCUGGUACCAGUUGAAAGGUUCUCUAAACUAAAAAGUUAUUUUAUUACAUGUAUAUCCAUCUAUCUACUAAUCGAUGUAUCGAUCCUACCAACAUGUAGCCCAAGACCUCACUUUUUACGGCAUCUUCUGGCUUUCGUGUUUGCUGUAGAGGAAAUAAACAGAAGAUCAGAUAUCUUACCUAACAUCACCCUUGGAUACAUGAUAUACGAUGCCUGCAUGUUAGAACAUAAAGCCAUACAGAGCGUGCUGAGUAUAUUAUCUGGGAUGGAGGAAGCCGUUCCAAAAUACAGCUGUAACCAGAAGAACAGAGUGAUGGCUUUCAUUGGACACUUCACUUCUUCUUCAUCACUUGCCAUAGCUAGAGUGACUGAGAUCUACAGAUACCCCCAGGUAAGAUUACUAACAUGCCAUUCAAUGAUCCCUACUUUAGAUAUGAACCCUACUUACACUGACUAUUGCCAAUGUGGAUGCUUCUACGUUGACAAAACUAAAAGGCCCUUUCUGAAACGCAUUAAAGAUCACGUCAACCCGUUGUAUAAAAGUCUGAUGACCACUGCUCCCAACAGACAUGUAGGCUGCUUACAUGACUUCGAUAUUAACUCCAUAAACUUUGCAGCAUUAGAACAUGUACCCUUGCAUGUCCGUGGCGGAGGCAUUGAUCAGACCUUGCUUCAGCUCGAAACCAAAUGGAUACAUGUGCUAGAUGCCGUUAAAUUCCCUGGUGACACGUCUACAUCCCUGACCCACCUUAUGGAAUUGGUUCAUACCUUUGGAACCUUCUCCGGUUUUAAAAUUAAUUGGGAUAAGUCUACCCUUCUUCCACUAGAUCCGCUCUUGGGACCUUUACCGCAGAUUGCUGACCAGAUUAAAAUUGUAGAUAAAUUUAAAUAUUUAGGUAUUAUGGUUCACCCUAAUUUAGAUCAAUAUAUCAAACUGAAUGUGGAACCCAUUCUUAAAAAAUUUCAGGAAAAAACAACGAGCUGGAUCAAGCUGCCGCUGUCUGUUGUGGGGCGCUGUAACUUGAUCAAAAUGAUCUGGAACCCUCAGCUACUCUACGUGCUCCAUAAUGCUCCUAUAUGGAUCCCCGCCCAAGUGUUUAAGAAAUGUAACACUAUAUAUCGAGCAUUAAUAUGGAGGAAACUGAUUCCAAGAAUUAAAUUAGAAACCUUACAGGAGAGGAGGGACUUGGGAGGCUUAGCAGCACCAAACCCAUUUCUUUAUUUUAUCGCGGCACAGUUACAACAUUUGGCAGGAUGGUUGUGCCCGGGAUCCUUGGACCCCACCAGAAAUAUGGUGAGAGCCCAGGUAACCGGAGAUAACUUGGUGGAAUGUAUAGAGGCGGGGGAACUGGGGGCUAUCGACCAGUACCCCACACUUAUACUUAUAGACAAGAUUUGGAACAAAACUAAACACCUGCAAUACAGUAUAUGGGAUACACUAGCUGGUCACAUGUCUCCUACCUUACCUCCGUGCUUCCAUCUUCCUCCUUUCCUCUGUAUGGAGAGUGGCUGUGCUCUGGGAGCUGGCCUUAUUACCUGUGUCAUCCGUGUUACCGUGUUACCGGAGUUGGAGCUGCUCCAUGUCAUCCUGGCUGCCUUUACAGACAAUCAGUAUGUCAUCUAUAAAUCUUUUGUAUACCUUUAUGCAGUGUUGCAAGUCAGCUAUGGAGCAAUGGAUCCUAUAUUUAAUGACAAGCUUCGCUUCCCCUCCUUUUACCGCACAGUUCCUGAUGAGAAGUCCCAGUACAGAGCCAUUGUCCUUCUCCUCAAACACUUUGGCUGGAACUGGGUGGGAAUUGUGACAACAUAUGAUGAGACCAGCCAGAGACUCAGCACAGAGCUACACAAUGUGAUCAUACAGAGCGGGUUAUGUGUUGAAUUCAAUACAAUUGUUUCAGUAUUUGAAAAACCUGAAGUAUUUGAAAAAAAGUUAUAUGAGAUUGAAAAAUCAAAAUGUAACGUUAUCUUAUUUUUUGGAGAAAAUGAUUACCUAACGGGUAUUCUGAUGUUGAAAAACUAUAGCAAAGGGAAAGUUGUCAUCACUUCCCCAAUUGUCACCGUGAAAUUGUCUGUCUCAGAUAUUGUAAAUGGCUCAUUACAUAUUGCCCUACACAAGGGGAAUAUCCCAAAAUUCAAAGAUUAUCUGCUGAGCGCCGGUCCUAGGAAAUAUCUAAAUGGAAAAUUUAAGUAUAAUGUCUUGAGGAGCUAUAAAGAUGAAAACAAUUAUUUAUCUUGGCGCUACUCACCUGAUCAGGUAGAAACCAUUAUCCAGGAAGACCCUGCUCUUUAUGACGUAAACAAUUUCCGUUACACAUUCAGUGUUUACUCUGCAGUGUACGCUGUGGCUUAUGCAUUGCAUGACUUGUAUUUAUAUAAAAGUCAAGUACGGUCUACUUCAUUGGCAACCAAUCAAUUAAUCAAACCAUGGGAGCUCAAUCGAUUCUUGAAAAAAAAAAAUGUUAUCACACCUGGAGGAGAUCCCAUCUACUUUGACAACAAAGGAAAAUCACCUGCAAGAUAUGAAUUGCUGAAUUACAUUGUUUUUCCCAAUCAAACUGUAGAAGCAAAACAAGUUGGCUACUUUUCUGAAUCGGAAGGUGGUUGCCAGUUUCUGAUUAAUGACAGUGCAAUUCACUGGGAUCCAAUCUUUUUGCAGGGACCUCUUGAGUGCACAGGAAAAUACCUUGAUGGACUACUUAAAGAGAUGGUCAAUAACCUACCAUCAUUUGUCCAGGAUACACAGCACGUACUAGGUAAGCUCCAGGACCUCAGUGCUGAACCAAUACCGCCGAGCACACUUCUUGUUAGUAUCGAUGUGGAAUCAUUGUAUACCUCGAUACCACAUGAAAUAGGAAUUACAGCGGUACAGACUUUCUUGGAUGAAGCCUACCCAUUGGCAGGCCCCCAAAAUGAGUUCAUCGCUGAGAUGCUGGAGUUUGCUCUGAACAAUAACAACUUUCAAUUCAUGGGCACAUACUAUCGCCAGAUAAGAGAUUCUGAGGGUUUAGCCACCAGCAGAGACUUUGACGGACCUUUGACGAGAGGGUCAAGGGAAGAUCCAGGGCUGUUGGAUCUUUGUUCCAAGCUGACAGAAUGGCCGCCUGUAGGACUCGAGUGUGAACCUGAGCAUAAGACUCCUCGCUCGGUCUGCAGUAAGAGCUGCCUCCCUGGAUACAGGAAAGUCCCCCAGGAAGGGCGGCAGAGGUGUUGCUAUGACUGUGUGCCGUGUGCAAAGGAUGAAAUCUCCAACCAGACCGAUAUGAAAAACUGUUUGAAAUGUCCAGAAGAACUGUGGCCAAAUGAAAGAAGAGAUACUUGCAUCCCCAAAGAAAUUGAUUACCUGUCUUAUGAUGAUACACUGGGGGUUUUUAUUCGUAUUAUUGCUCUGUUAUUCUGCUUUGCAUCAAUUGUAGUGCUUUUUUGUUUUAUCAAGCACCGAUCCACUGUAAUAGUAAAAGCCAAUAACCGGACCCUCUGCUUCACCCUUUUACUUUCACUGGCCUUGUCCUUUCUAUGUCCUCUGUUGUUCAUAGGACGUCCCACCAAGAUCUCCUGCCUCCUCCAACAAGUGGCUUUUGGAAACAUUUUCACAAUUGCUGUUUCUUCAGUUUUGGCCAGAGCAGUCACUGUUAUCCUUGCCUUUAAAGCCACCAAACCACACAUGACAUUAGGCAGAUGGUUGGGAAAACAUUUCUCAAUGUCUCUUCUGGCUAUCUGCUCUUCUGGGGAGAUUGUGAUCUCUGUCUUCUGGUUGAUCUUCUCUCCACCAUUCCCAGAUUAUGACACCCAAGUAGAGGAGGGGAAGAUGAUAUUACAGUGUAAUGAGGGCUCUAUCACUGCUUUCUACAUCGUGAUUGGCUACAUGGGAUGUUUGGCUGUGUUCAGCUUUAUUGUAGCAUUUCUAGCCAGGACACUUCCAGACAUGUUCAAUGAAGCUCAGUACAUCACAUUCAGCAUGCUGGUCUUCUGCAGUGUUUGGAUCUCUUUCGUCCCAGCCUACCUCAGCACCAAAGGGAAAUACAUGGUGGCUGUGGAAAUUUUCGCCAUCUUGUCCUCCAGUGCUGGACUUCUGGGCUGCAUCUUCAUUCCUAAAUGUUACAUCAUUCUAAUUCGACCGGAGCUGAAUGUGAAACCUUCUUUAGUAACAGAAAGUAAAAUAAAUUACAAACUAUAAUUAUAUGGAAUACUUUUUCGAUUGUAUUUAAA